AUGUCAUCCCAUAAAUCCACCCUGAUUACCUUUGUCUUGAUGAUGACGAUGAUGGUGCCAAAAAAAGUGAGUGCUCAAAACUGCGGGUGUGAGGCAGGGCAAUGUUGCAGCCUAUUCGGGUAUUGUGGGAGCGGUGAUGACUACUGUGGCAUGGGAUGCCAGGAAGGUCCUUGUUAUCAGAGUGACACUUCCAACAACGAUGUUUCAGUGGCUGACAUCAUCACACAAGAAUUCUUCGAUGGUAUAAUCGAUCAAGCAGAUGCUAGUUGUCAAGGGAAGAACUUUUACUCUCGAGAUGCUUUCCUCAGUGCUCUCGAUUCCUACAACGAAUUUGGUAUUGGUCCUGUGGAUGACUCUAAGCGUGAGAUUGCAGCUGCUUUUGCACACUUCACCCAUGAAACUGGACAUUUUUGCUACAUAGAAGAGAUUGAUGGUGCAUCAAAGAACUAUUGCGACGAAACCAACACCGACUACCCAUGCGUUCCUGACAAAGGGUACUAUGGGCGUGGACCUAUCCAACUAUCAUGGAACUUCAACUAUGGACCAGCAGGGGAGAGCAACGAUUUCGAUGGAUUGAACGAUCCAGAGACAGUGGCCGAGGACCCUGUUGUGUCUUUCAAGACAGCGUUGUGGUAUUGGAUGCAAAAUGUAAGGCCUGUUAUAGACCAGGGAUUUGGCGCAACCAUAAGAGCUAUCAAUGGCCAACUUGAAUGUGAUGGUGCCAACCCUGACACAGUUCAGGCUCGCGUUAAUUACUAUACAAAAUACUGUUCACAACUCGGUGUCGAUGCUGGUGAUAACCUUGCUUGCUAA
Messenger RNA from Gastrolobium bilobum, 813 nucleotides. RefSeq names its product endochitinase PR4-like. Bases 1 to 813 code for a protein of 270 amino acids. The record is from RefSeq and is a predicted model, not a curated record. Gene Ontology annotation, molecular function: chitin binding; chitinase activity. Gene Ontology annotation, biological process: carbohydrate metabolic process; cell wall macromolecule catabolic process; chitin catabolic process. The transcript has 3 exons. Lineage: Eukaryota; Viridiplantae; Streptophyta; Magnoliopsida; Fabales; Fabaceae.